This is a messenger RNA of Jatropha curcas, 1912 nucleotides long. RefSeq names its product putative calcium-binding protein At1g02270. The record is from RefSeq and is a predicted model, not a curated record. Lineage: Eukaryota; Viridiplantae; Streptophyta; Magnoliopsida; Malpighiales; Euphorbiaceae. Gene Ontology annotation, molecular function: 3'-5'-RNA exonuclease activity.
CCGCCAUGGGCCCUCUUUGCACUGGAAGAGCCAUGACAGCGACAAGGAUCUAAAGCGAGCCAUGGCUUUUUAACUUUCCACUCUCCAUCUCCUCUAUAAAACCCGCGAGAGUCACUUGUUAUACGAUCUCCAUCUCGUUCGCCAUCCACAAGUUGCCGCUAAUAUUGCCAUUUAUUCGAGAAUCCUCCUUUCGGUGCUAUAAUUCUUUUAGCUUUUUCUCCUUUGGCUCAACUGGCCAGAGCUCUAAAAUGGUGGCGGUUGUGCAGUCCAACGCUAAUUCAAGCAUGGGACACCUAAAUUCUAGUGGAAAUGAAAUUGAUGUUUUAACUGGGUCGAUUUCAGGAACCACCGGUGGCUUCUUGUCUUCAACAAUGAUGACAGAAGAGCCCUGCAUUUCUUGCACCACUUUCAAUAUCCUGGCUCCCUGCUACAAGCGACUUGAUAACAAGGAUCAAAAUAAACGUGAAAGCGAUUCCAGAGCAUUCUGGUUUGCCAGGAACCAGAGCAUUUUGGAUUGGUUGCUUUUUGAAAGAUCUUCAAUUAUAUGUCUCCAGGAAUUCUGGAUUGACAAUAAGGAACUCGUGCAUCUGUACCAGGAAAGGCUUCGUGAUGCAGGAUAUAUCACCUUCCAGCUUGCGCGGACCAAUAAACGUGAAGAUGGCCUCUUAACUGCUGUUCAUAAGGACUAUUUUAGCGUUCUAAAUUAUCAUGAGUUGCUCUUCAAUGACUUUGGAGACCGUGUUGCGCAGCUAUUACAUGUUCAGUCAGCUGUGCCCCUUACACAAAACCGAAAAGGCAAUGCUCCGCAGGAAUUUCUUAUUGUGAAUACUCACUUGUUAUUUCCUCAUGAUUCCAGUCUAUCUAUUGUGAGAUUGCAUCAGGUUUACAAAAUAUUGCAGUCUGUGGAAACAUAUCAGAGAGAAAACAAGAAAAGCCAUAUGCCUAUCAUUCUCUGUGGUGAUUGGAACGGAAGCAAGCGUGGGCAUGUUUACAAAUUCCUAAGGUCCCAAGGGUUUGUUUCAUCAUAUGAUAUUGCUCAUCAGUAUACUGACAGUGAUGCAGAUGCUCAUAAGUGGGUGAGCCACAGAAAUCAUAGGGGUAACAUAUGUGGCGUUGAUUUCAUAUGGCUUCGCAAUCCUAUUAAAUCACGGAAAUCAUUGAAAACAAGUUGGGCUGAAGCAGUAUUUGGAAUAAUAAAGUAUCAUCUCUUGAGAGCUUCAUUGAGUGAAAAUGAUGCAUUUGCAUUUUUAAAGGCUGAUGAGCCUGAUGGUUUUAUAACAUAUUCAGCUUUCUGUGAAGGACUCCGCCAGGUAAAUUUGCUUGGUCGUCCUUAUGGACUGAGUUAUCGGCAAGCAAAAGAUCUGUGGCUCCAGGCAGAUAUUGAUGGAAAUGGCGUUGUUGAUUAUAAAGAAUUUAAGCUGAAGAUUUGGAACUCGACAUGUCCAGAGCAAGAGGAAAGUUGUACGGGGAGUACAGAGGACUCAGAGCAGGAAAUAGAAGAAAUUACUGGUUUAAAUGUAAAGGAAGCAGUUCUUUUCCCCCGGGAAGCAGAGAAAGGGAUGUGGCCUGAAAAUUACUGUCUUUCUGAUCAUGCUCGACUUACUGUGGUGUUCUCACCAGUAAUAAUGCAUGGGUCUCAGCAGGUCGUUAGUGGAUGACGUGUAGAGUAGAAUCCAGGGUUUGUAAAUGAAGAAAUAACUGUGAUAGUUCAUAGAUCUCUCUUUUUGGGUUGCCUGUGUCAGGUUGGGGGUUAAAUUUUCCAGGUGAAACGUUGUGUAUAUGGUUCUGGUCUGGCCUAGGCCAAUUUUUUCAGGCAGCGAACUAUAUUUAGAUUUGGACUGUAAAGCCACAUUACUUUAAGAAAAAAAAAUUCUUUAGACAAAAAAUAGCGAUUUGACAUUUUUGGCUAUGA